This is a messenger RNA of Phytophthora sojae, 2742 nucleotides long. RefSeq lists its product as hypothetical. Gene Ontology annotation, molecular function: calcium ion binding. NCBI's taxonomy places the organism in Eukaryota, Oomycota, Peronosporomycetes, Peronosporales, Peronosporaceae. Bases 1 to 2742 code for a protein of 913 amino acids. The transcript has a single exon. The record is from RefSeq and is a predicted model, not a curated record.
AUGAACACCAUAUCGGUGGAAACGUUACAGUUGGUCGCUGGUAUGUGUGUGUUUUGCGGAACGACCAAAAGCGCCAAGCUCAGCGUGUUGUUUAAGCUCUUUGCUUCGCAUGGAGACGGCCACGUUUCUCGGCGGCGUCUAUUUGAGAUGCUGAAAUCUAUCCUGGUAGUGUUGUUCGCUUUCUCAAGCUACAACGCUACGAGAGGCAACUCCAACGACACGAGUUCAGUCAGUUCCUGGAGUACAAACUCAAUCGCAGAGCGUGCCGCGGGUGCUGUUGUCUCCAAGCUGUUUUGUGAGGCCACCUGCAAACGCCCCGAUGCGAUCAGCCUGGCGGAGUUUGCUGCGUGGUAUGCGGCUGGGGGCUAUAUGGAUUGCCCGUGGCUGGAGCUGCUUGAUUUGUCGAAGUGGCCAGCCAAGGAGGCCUUUGAGGCUAGCAAGCGUGAGAAGCCGCUGAUCUACGCGUUCGACAUGCUUGAAGAAGGCAGUAUCUUACACUUUACUGAGAGCGACAUAUCGACGUAUCUAUUCAUGCUGCGCUCGACGAAGCUGGGCGAGCUGGGUGUAAGCAAAGUGUAUGAUGCGCUGCUUGCGUAUGCAACUCCAUCGGCGGAGGAGGCGCUCAAGAUGUCAAAGGCAGUUGGUACUCAGAGCCGCCGAGGUCAGAUGUACUCGUAUGCAGCUGUGGAAGAAGACGAAGGAGCGUACUUGGUCCUUACACGCCCCAACUUCUACGAGUGCGUUCGCAGUCUGGUAUCAAAAGACGGAAUGUCGGAGAAAGCGCAGCAGACUUCGUCCAAGUUGCUCUCACGACUCUUUAAUGUAUUCGACCGGAAGCGUUGCGGCCGCGUGAAUGCCUUGGAACUAGCUUGUGGCCUGAGCAUUUUGGGCAGAGGUUCCAAAAGCCAGAAGCUAUCGUUGGCGUUCGACUUCAUCACCAAGAUGCGGCAGCAACGGCACAAAACACUAGCAAGCUACGCACCUCCUCCUCCAAGUACUGCUGCUGGUUUUGGCGGCUUUGGGGGGCUUGGAGGACAAGGAACGGCAACGGGUGGUUUUGGCUUUGGAAUUGGGGGCAUUCCAAGCAACCAGUUCUCGAUGAGUGGGGCUGGUGGGUUUGGAUUCCCUAGCACUCGCGGAUUGGGAUCAACUGCGCAGGGUAUGCGUGGCGGAAUGAGUCGCCAGCCUCCACCGCUCUCGGUUGCCGAAGUGAAUGCUCUUCCGCACUCAGUACUUUUCAUCUAUCUGCGGUCGUUCUUACUGGCGCUUAUGGCGCUCAGCGACGGCACGUACCGCCUCGGUCUAGAGAAGAUUUACGUGGAGGCCGACGACUUCAUCGAGGAGGCUAUGGGCGACCUCAUGACGGACGUGACGGCUAACGGGGGUGCCAACGCAUCUGCAGCCACCGCGCUUUCUGGGUACGGCAGUGCUCGCUCGCGCGCCCGCGUGACAUUUGAACAGUUUGGAGAAUGGUACAAUACUGGCGGCUACCAGCUUAUCUCAUGGGUGGAGCUCCUUGACGUGAGCAAGUGGCAACAGCAGCAAGACUUCCAAGAACAGUCCAUGUCAACAGCGGGUCCCGCUUCAACUCACCAGAGCAAGCGUAUGGCGCCCGUUAUGGGCUCGCAGAGUCGCGGUCCCAUGUCUACCGCAGCUCCGAUGCCAGUGGAGCCCAUGCAGCCUAUUCAACGAUCAACAAAGCCCGUUACUCGUCGGCGGCAGGUGCGGCAGAGCGACAUUGUAUCAACGCCGUUUGUCCGUGGCUUGCCUGGCGAUCGCUCGGACUCGAAGCCUGAUCCUCGCGAGUCAGCGGGGGCAAUCAGUUUGAGCUCCGACGGUCCCGUCAUGGUGUUCGCUGUUGCCAAGGAGGCCGCCGAGCUGCAGUUCUUCAACGAAGAUAUCUCGACCCUCAAGCUAUUCUUGCGGCAGACGCAACUCCAUACUGUCACGUCAUGGGAGUUGCAAGGAGCUCUUCUGGAGGCACUGGAUUUCCCGACCGCCAACAGCAACGGCAUCAUGCUGACGAGGCGAAACAUGCUCAUCCGUGGGCUGCAGCAAGUGUGCGGAACUUUGCCUCUCAUCGCACCGUCAAGUGGAUCUAGCGGCCAGACGGGAUUCCUAAGCGAAGAGGGCACCGAUAUGCUGCAUCGUUUGCUUGGAGUAUUCGUGCAUGAGCCCGCUUCUGACGACGAAGGCGAGCAGCUAGCAACUGAUGGCGACGAUGAUGAUGAAUCUGAAGACCCCAUCGACAUCGGGGCAGCGAUCUGCGGCUUGCUGGUGGUAUGUGAGGGCUCGAUGCUGGAGAAGCUCAAGUGCUGCGCUGCACUGAUCUCCGAUGAUGACAGAGAGAGCACGCUCAAGGGCGAGGGCGAAGGAGAGAGGGAGAGCGACGUCCCGAUGAUCAAGCUGGAGACAAUCAAGUCGAGCCUCAUGUGCUUUCUGAUGGCGUUCUACGGUAUGAGCAGCUCGUUGAGCGCCGAGGUGGCGCGAUACUCCGCCGAGCUGGGCGCCGACGCCGUCCUGCAGUCGUUCCUUGAUUCGACGAUGGAAGGCGAAGACGUUACCGCUGACGAUAUGGACCUCGAGAAGCAGGUCUCGCUGCGCGAGUUCAGCGACUGGUUCGGCGAGGCCGGCUACCCGACUCACCCGUGGCUCGAGCUGGCCGAGCUCAACCACUGGCCUGCCGCCAUCAAUGUGUGCGGCAGCAAUGGGAUCACCGACUCGGGCGACGAGCGAGACUAA